AUGGCAAACGAAGUCAAAAGCAGUAAAGCCGGCUCUGCGACGAUGACAAAAGCGGUUAAUAAACCUAAUUCUAAUUCAUUUUGUUGUACUAUGUUCAUUUAUACAUUUGUUUUUGUAUCCGGUGUUAUUGUUGCAACAAUUUUACCUGAUUUAGCUGGUCACCAUCUUAUACAACCUUAUGGAAAAGAAUAUAAGGUAAUGGCUCAACAACUAUGGAAAGAUUUGCCAAAACAUAUGAACAAUUUUGCUGAAAAAGCUGUCUUAGCUAGCCGAGAUAUAAUUGACCACCUUCGGGCAAUGAAAGCUGAAAUCGAUCGACGUGUUCAAGAAUUGACAAGUAAAAAUGGCGAUACAUCCACAGCAGAUCGAACUACAACAACAAAAACAACAACUACUCAACGUCCAAAAACUACAACAACAACAACAACAACAAAGCGGACAACAACUACCACUCAGAAACCAACAACAACUACCACCCAGAAACCAACAACAACUACCACCCAGAAACCAACAACAACUACCACCCAGAAACCAACAACAACUACGAUUCUAACCACAACAACAACUCCUAAACCAACAACUACUACCACUCAACCAACUACCACUACGACUCAAACCACCACAACUCCUAAAACAACAACUACUACUACUCAACCAACUACCACCACUCCUCAACCAACAACCACUACGACUCAAACCACAACAACUCCUAAACCAACAACUACUACAACUACUCCUCAACCAACUACUACCACUCAACCAACAACAACUACGACUCAAACCACAACAACAACUCCUAAACCAACAACUACUACUACUCAACCAACUACCACCACAACCCAAACAACAACUCCUCAACCAACUACCACUACUACCCAAACAACAACGACCACUCAAGCUCAUGAAGAACCUUCAACAUUGGCCACACCAAAAUUCACUCAACAUCGAGUCGUUAUUGAACCUGCUGCUGUUAAAUCAGAAGAAAAUCCAAAAAAGCCAUCACAAACAAACGAGCUUUAG
This is a messenger RNA of Rotaria socialis, 1020 nucleotides long. The record is from the annotation of a GenBank genome assembly. Lineage: Eukaryota; Metazoa; Rotifera; Eurotatoria; Philodinida; Philodinidae.